Molecule: messenger RNA, 1801 nt
Organism: Drosophila mojavensis
Lineage: Eukaryota; Metazoa; Arthropoda; Insecta; Diptera; Drosophilidae
Product: E3 SUMO-protein ligase ZBED1-like
Exons: 2
Coding region: 140-667 (175 amino acids)
Molecular function (GO): DNA binding
Source: RefSeq, a predicted model, not a curated record
UCCCACCACUAAAUUUACUGGUUUCUUUACAUUAAGCAAAAAUUGUGUUGUGAGCUUGGUAAGAACAAAUUUGCAUUUAUUUAUUUCUUUCUUUUAUUUUUUAUUUAUUAUUUUUGUAGGAUAUUGGUGCUGGUAGGCAAUGGAUAAGUUUUUGAGAGACGCUAGUGGCAAAGAUCGCAAAUCAACAGACAUUGACGAAGGAGAAACACAAGUAAAAAGGACAAGGUAUGGACAGUCGGAGGUGUGGAAAUUUUUUACCAAAUCGUGUAAUGGUUCAGCAAAAUGCCUAAAAUGUGGAAAAGUAUAUCUUACAAGUGGCAAUACCAGUAAUUUAUCUGGCCACUUAAAGCGAAUGCAUCCGACGCUAACUAUAAGCGAGCUUCCUAAGGAGACAGGGUCUAUUUUAUCGUUUAUAGAUAAAAAAUAUGAACCGUCUUCAAAUAGGAAGAAAGCUCUCGACAGUGCGCUGAUGUACUACAUAAGUUCAGAUAUGCGACCAUUUUCGGUUGUCGAGAACAAAGGAUUCCGACACCUUGUCAAAGCUCUUGAUCCAAGAUAUGAGUUGCCAUCUAGAUCGAAGUUGCGGGAUUCUUGCAUGACAGAUCUCUAUAAAAAAAAUGAGAAAAUCUCAAGUCUGUCCUUGAUCGCGUGGAACACUGCGCUAUAACAACUGAUUGCUGGACCUCACGUGCUAACGAAAGUUAUCUUACAGUCACGUGCCAUUUUAUUACAGAAAACUUUAUGUUACGCACAGCAGUUUUGUCCACCAAAAAACUCUUAGACGAGACUAAUCAUUCAGCCGAUAACAUAUCCCUAACCCUGCGUGAAGUCCUGAUAGAAUGGCAAGUAAUUGAAAAAGUGACUGCAGUAGUGACGGAUAACGCCAGAAGUAUGAUCAAAGCUUGCGAACUGUUACAAAAACGGCACGUGCCAUGCUUUGCGCACUGCAUAAACUUGGUUGUCCAAGGCUGUUUAUCCAAAGAAAAAAUUAAAAACGUAAUAGGGAAAUGCAAGAGUAUUGUGUCGUUUUUCAAGAACAGCUCUAUAGCGUAUGCCAAAUUUAGAGACGAGCAAAAAAUAGAGAAGCCCUAUAAUUUAAAACAGGAGUGUCCCACAAGGUGGAAUAGUGCUUUUUAUAUGGUAGAGCGCAUUUUAAGUACUCAUGCCGCCAUCGCAAAGGUACUGCUGAACACCCCAAAAGCAGUGUUGCCACUAUCUGCGGACGAGAUUCUUGUGUUGGAGGACUUAAAGCUUCUACUCGCUCCUUUUGACCACGCGACAAAAAGGGCAUCAUCGAGUAGUUCAGUGACAACAUCAAUAAUUAUUCCAAUUGUAUACGGACUUAUACAUAAUUUAGAAAAAAUUAAUGUCCGACUGGUCUCUGAUGAUGGUCGUGAGGCAUACAAUUCAUUAAUGGAAGGAAUUCGACAAAGACUUACGCAAUACGAAAAACGCACAGUCACGCGAAUAGCAACUCUUCUGGAUCCCAGAUUCAAAAAGGAGGGCUUUCUGUCGAUUGCGAAUGCCAGCGAAUCCCAAAAAAUUUUAGAAAAUGAGCUUGCUACCCUCUACUGCGUUUUGCCCGCGUCUCCCACUAACGACAUACAAUGCUUGCCAGCACCGAACUGCAGCUCUACAGAACCAGAGCUUUUUGAGUUCUUGGAAGAAAAUAUUUCAAAAAAAGUACGGAGUGGACGAGUGGACUCUAUUUUGGCACUUCGUCAAUAUUUUAUGUCCGAAAAUUUAUCAUCAUCAUCCAGUCCAUUAGACUAUUGGAAGGUAAUGUUUCUCAGAUAUAAGA